GGGAAUCGAAAUAACCCUGUUAGUACUUUGUCAGAAUGCUUGCUACUGGAGUUCUAGUGUUUGCGUUUCUUAAUUUAGUCCAAACUUCCACUCUGUCUGUGGUAACAGAUGAUGAAACAGAAAACUUAACAAGUCCCAACCUUGAUACGUUGGAUUCUAACAAUGUGGACGUCUUUAGACAGCUUCUAAACCAGGAAACCAUCAUCAGAAUGACUUUAGUCAAGAAUGUUCACGCGCUUAUGAAAGAUAUGCUGACAUUACAAGGAAAACUAACUGUGGCCGAAAACAUGAUUUCUACGAUUCAAACAUCGACUGAUCAUGAAAUAUCUGAACUUAAAAAAGAGGUAGAUAUAUUACAAACGGAGAAUUCUUUUUUGAAAAAUCACAGUGCCUUCUGUAAAAAUGAUUUAGAAAAACUCAAAGAAAACUUGGAUAAUGUUACAAAACGUGUAACCGAUGUGAAAGUUGAGGUUAGGUAUUUGACUAUAACGUUAUUUGAUAUCAAUGAUCGCUAUCGUGAAAUGGAAAAGCUGGUUCAGUAUUUUAAUGUAUCCACGGAGAAUAUAAAAUCAGAAAUAGCGAACAACGAACACAAACAAUCAGCAGCGCUCUUGGAACUGAAAACACAACAUAUGAAAACUAUUGAAAAUAUCCAUAACACCACACGGGCUCUUAAGGCGGAUAUUAACCAAUUCCAGAUGGACCAUUUGAAGUUAUCGGCUUCUGUAUCAUCUUUGGAACUUUUCCGUAAUAACCAGACAGGCAUUACAUGUGAUCCAAAACAAGAAGUAGCUUUCACUGCUGCAGUAACAACCUUGAGUACAACUUGGAAUAGCGGGACUUUGAUGUUCGAUGUGGUCAUAACGAAUGUCGGAAAUGGAUACAACCCCCGUUCAGGGGUUUUCACCUCUCCCGGGAAAGGGACUUACGUAUUCUAUGUCAGUGCUCUUGAAUAUCUUCAGCAGUAUCUAGGAUUAGAAAUAGUACUGAACAACGUGCCGAAAGUCCGACUGAUCGGAGAGAGCGCUGCUGCAUACCAGACCGGAACUAACAUGGUCGUUUUGAAUCUCCAAAAGGGAGACAGUGUCUGGGUGAGACAUCAUCACGGAAAAGGCUAUUACAGUCAUAGCAUACCAGUUACAACUUUUUCAGGGUUUCUUCUUCCCUCAUAGAAGAUCUUCCAAUAAUAUAUACCAUAUCAAUUUUUGUGGCAUCUUUCUUCCAAGCUGUUUUGUUUUUAUUUUUUUAAUAAUCCUAUAACAAACUUUAUUAAAUUGACACGUUUCACAAAAUAUUUAAAUUGAAAAACUUUGAUCAUUAGAUAAUAAGUCGUGUUUGUUUCUACGAUGUAAUAAAAAUGUAUAAGAAUGGAUAUAUUUGUUGUGUUUAUAACAACCCAUGCCCCAUUUUACACCAGAAUAAUUCAAAAACUGGUAAAAAUGCAUAAAAUUUGUUAAAAAUUGCAUACAAUACCUCCUGCACAGACGUUUAUUAUUUUUCGUCAAAU
This is a messenger RNA of Magallana angulata, 1507 nucleotides long. RefSeq names its product multimerin-2-like. NCBI's taxonomy places the organism in Eukaryota, Metazoa, Mollusca, Bivalvia, Ostreida, Ostreidae. The coding region runs from base 36 to 1172 and encodes 378 amino acids. The transcript is spliced from 3 exons. The record is from RefSeq and is a predicted model, not a curated record. Gene Ontology annotation, molecular function: protein binding.